GAUCCACAGAUUUUUAUUUCUUCAAGGCCCUUUUCUGCUUUUUUGCUUACGCGUGGGACAGGUGUCCAUGUACUCACGUUGUUUUCCUCACUUGAUCAAUCCAAUAAUAUCUUUCUUUCUUUGCCUAAAAGAAAAAUAUCUUUCUUGUAUAUACUUAUAAAAGGUAUGGGUUGGCAAUGAUUCACUCUCCCAUCAAUUUUCUUCUUUACAUGUAACAUAUGCAAGACUAAAAUCUUAUAGAUGAUUUAAAUAAACAAUUUUAUAUACAAUUGUUGGACCAGUCCUUGCAAAAGGCAUAAAAGGCAUAAUAAAUAAAUACAUUCUUACUCUUAAGGAGUCAACAUAAAAAGAGUCAACAUUCACGCUCAGGGUGUAAAAGAAAUAAAUAAAUUCUUACUAUUACUAAAUAAAUAAAUACAUUCUUACUCUUAAAGCAUAAAAGGCAACGGGGUAGCGCCUGCAGGUUCUCUGUUGCCAGUGUCGCUGUGGUGCUGUAACAAAACUCUAAUUCUCUCUCUCUUAACGAAAUAUUGCACAAAACUCUUAUGUGUUUUUGAGAAAAAAAACACUCUUGUACUUAAUCAACACAAAAGAACAAAGUGUGAAAUAUCACUCUAACCUGAAGCCUUGUCUCACAUUAAGAAACACUCAUCUUUGGCAAACUUUUUGUUUGCCAGUCGUCGGUUUGCUUGCUAGGCAUGGCGCUACUCGAACAUGAUAUGUCAGGCAACCUCGCAUUCCCUAGCCUCGCAGUGGCGAAGAUGAUGCGACGUUGGAACUAUCGAGAAGGCUCAGGUCUCGGUGCACAUGGGCAAGGGAUCAUCGCGCCUAUACAAUUCACCGUGCGGUCUCCAAAAGCUGGCAUCGGUCAUUGUGAGAAACCAUAUGACAAUGGCCUAUACGUUCCGCCGUUGCCACAUGUGGAAGAGGAGUGGCAUACGUGGAAGGGUCUUUCACGAGCCCUGCGUCUUGAAGUAGAGUGCUACGAAAAGAUCCUCUCAUUGCUGCAUGACAUGGCUCUUCAAGGGGACGAUAGCGUGGAGACGGCGGACGCAUUGGCGGCGAUCGUCAAGUCCAAGAAGGUGAUCCAGGAGAACCGUGCGCUAGGGUUGUGGAAGGCCACACUGCCAUCCUCCACCUUGCGGUACAUCAUUGAGAAGGUGAUCAUGCCGAGGAUGGCCAUGGAUGCGCGAGAGUGGAUGCCAUCGUGGGAUCCGGAUUGUCACCACUGGCUUCACCCAUUGAUUCCUCUCAUCGACCACUUACCGGAGAGUCUCUAUGACAUUGUCGAAAGCAAGAUAAGCAAUGGCGGCUACGACAUCGUCUCGCCAUGGAAGGAAUACCUUGACCCAACGCAAUGGGAUACCUUCAGCCGACGCCACAUCUUACUGAAGCUGGCACAAUUCACACGGAACCUGAGGAUCACACCGCCGAAGCAAAUCGACUCCUCGUUCUGCACGUUGAUGCUAUGGGCACCUCUCGUGCAUGUUGAAGACAUGGUAUUUAUCCUAGAAGCCGAGUUGUUUUUCGACAAAUGGAAAAGUGCGCUGCGACAUUGGUUGCACGCCGCAAAGCCCUCGUUUGGGGAGGCCACCGCAUGGUGCACCGGCUGGAAAAAGCUCUUCACGCCAGAGCUACUCGCCGAUGAACGCGUGCUCGCACAUCUCGAAGUUGGUGUUGACAUUGUCAACAUACUUGUAAAUUAUACUUGGUAGUCUGCAUUGGCUGCAAAUUUUCUUAUAAACAUGUUGUUACUCCUUAGCAAUUUGUAUUGUAGAGAUGUAGUUACUCAUUUUGUUUCAAUGUAAUAUUGUGGAAAUACUCAAGUACCUACUCAAUAUUAUGCCACUCAAUAAAUCCUCUCAAGGAUAUUGGAGAUUAAGAAAAUGUUCCUUUUCUUCGGGUCGUAUGGAAAUAACAGGAAUAACUUAUUUGAUUAAAUCGCAACAGAUAAAAAAAAGUAUGUGCACCUUAGUAUAGCAAGAAGCAUGUUACCAUUCCAUGCAAAAUAAGACAUAUCAGAUGAAGAAUCACCAUAAUGCUGAAAACAUUCGAACAAUCAUCUCUUCUUCUAGAUUACCCCAAGUUGUACAUGAACAUUAACAUGGCAGGGAGGUUCAAGAUUAUCGACCACACCAUAGGCGCCUUACUUUCGACGAGAAAGUGGCCUACUUGUAAAAUAAUAUUCUGUCAUAAUGAGACAUACAUGACGCCAAACCUAACCUUUGAUCCCUUGUGGGCUGUGGUUAACAACCACCAUCUUAAUAGUCUAACAGAAAGUUGCUCUAGAAAAUGUAUAUUUCAUUUCCUCCCUCUUUAGUUCAUUUCCUCAACUAUAAGCUAAGUCGUGUUUUGAUCUAUAGUUUCUAAAGUAAGACAAAUUUGACCAUCAACUUUGAAAGCUGGCUCAAAAUUGAUGGUUCGUGUAAUAAUAAUUUCUUAGGAAAUAAAAAAAAUAGGAAAACUACAUUACAACUUUGCUUAAGAACUUAGAAAAUCCAGGUAAUUCAAGGAAAACUAUUACACAAUCCUAAGAAAAUGUAAAGGAUACAAACAUUCAGAAACAUUCACGACAGUAGAAAAAUUUGGUGUUAGUUUUCUUUUAGUUAAUUGUUUUUUAAUAAUAUUAUGACCUUUUCCUAAAAACAUUAGCCAUUUCACAUGUUUUUGGGUAACUUGUGUAGAAUUUAUUUCAUUUUAUUUUUUCAGAAUGCUGCAUGAUUUUAAGUACUGUUAUUUUUUUGCUUUAAUAAUAUUCUGAUUUUUUAUUUCUAUAAUUUAUGUUUUCUACCAUAUUUUAAUGGGUUGGGACGUGUGCAAAAUCAUCUACGCAUCAUUAGUCAAACCACUUAAUUCAACAAGGUAAUGCAUCUACCUGUUUUAAAGUUAUCAGCCAAUCCUUUCUAGUUCUCAGAGAGUAUUCUAGUGACCCAAAAUGGGCGUUUUCCUUUGCUUCAGGAUAAACAAAUUAAGCCGUGGGUUACCAUUUCCCAUCCGAAUGGCAUUGUGUAAUUUGUCUGCAGCGCAUCUUGCUCAAAAUUGAACUUGAUUACAAUUUUGAAACGGCUAAUAAAGUUUUUAUUUGAAAAUGAGGGAUUCCCCCGGCCUUUUGCAUCAGAAAUGACUACUAUUGGUAAAAGAAAAAUUAAUCCAACUCUGCAAAGUGUGCCAAUUUAUACAUGCAAUCUUUGCUUGUAUGUGCAUAACUACUAGCUAGCUAGCGUGCACUCGACAUUUGUUUUUGUUUUUCGAACAACAACAAUAGCAACAGGAGAAUAGAGAAUUCAGGGAUGAGUUGAACAGCACCGAAAAGGCCAGGUCAGGGUUGCACUAUUUCGAAUUUUUGAUGGAUAUGUGCGUCUGCUUUACAGCCAUCGCAUUGCAUGGCAACCAGCCGCUUUCUUAGCUUUGCAUAUUUUCACGCUUUUUAUCCUGUUUUUCAUGCAAUCAUUGUUUUCUUUAGCUGCUUUCUUAGCUUUACAUUCCCUCUUUAAGUCUUUAUAUCCCAACUGAACCCACCCAAGAUCGAUUGAGGGUGCAAAGACGUCGAAAUCACAAGGAAAUAAAGUGAAAGGCAGCCUGGCAGAAUGUUCUUGAGGCUUGAGCAAAGAUGAGGGUGAAUAUUAUGCUGGCAUGAACCCUUAAUAACCGAAUGAAUAGAAUUUCACAUUAA
Molecule: messenger RNA, 3673 nt
Organism: Triticum urartu
Lineage: Eukaryota; Viridiplantae; Streptophyta; Magnoliopsida; Poales; Poaceae
Product: septin and tuftelin-interacting protein 1 homolog 1-like
Biological process (GO): spliceosomal complex disassembly
Cellular component (GO): U2-type post-mRNA release spliceosomal complex
Molecular function (GO): nucleic acid binding
Source: RefSeq, a predicted model, not a curated record